Xyrauchen texanus (razorback sucker) is the source of this 1950-nucleotide messenger RNA. It is a transcript of the gene cav2, whose product is annotated as caveolin 2. Gene Ontology annotation, biological process: positive regulation of MAPK cascade; insulin receptor signaling pathway; negative regulation of endothelial cell proliferation. The transcript is spliced from 3 exons. Gene Ontology annotation, cellular component: perinuclear region of cytoplasm; Golgi apparatus; caveola. Bases 79 to 567 code for a protein of 162 amino acids. Gene Ontology annotation, molecular function: protein kinase binding; molecular adaptor activity. The record is from RefSeq and is a predicted model, not a curated record. Lineage: Eukaryota; Metazoa; Chordata; Actinopteri; Cypriniformes; Catostomidae.
UCCUGCCAUGAGCGCGCACUGCGCGGACAGCUGGAGCAACAGAGAGGACUUUGCGCCUCGCCGACUCCAAAAACAAAAAUGGGCAUUGAAAAGGAAAAGUCGGAGAACAGUGUCAUUAUGAAUGAGGAAGAAUUCAACAAAUCGAUUGAACCUAUACUUGGAAAGAAUCCGAACAUGUACACGCCAGUACAGGAUAGAGACCCUAAAGAUAUCAACGGACACAUAAAGGUUGGCUUUGAAGACGUCAUUGCUGAGCCCAUCUCCAUGCACAGUUUUGACAGUGUGUGGAUUGGCAGUCAUGCCGUGUUUGAGCUGACGAAAUAUGUCUUCUACCGGAUCCUCACCACGUUUCUGGCCGUUCCUAUGGCAUUUGUUGCAGGGAUUCUUUUCGGGAUUCUCAGUUGUAUACAUAUUUGGGUAGUGAUGCCAGUGGUCCAGGGUUGCAUGAAGACUUUGCCUCCCAUCCAGGUGAUAUGGAACAGUUUGAUGGACAUUUUUAUAGGGCCUCUUUUCUUCUGCAUCGGAAGAUGCUUGUCAUUCAUCAAUGUCAAGACUGUGCAAAACUGAGAUGUUUUGAUGUUAGAACACUCUACAUUGAAGUGUUGAAUGGUAACAGCAUAUUACUAUGUGCUUGAAAGCCAGAGCUGGUUUAUGCAAAAGUCCUGACCUAUCAAUCACCUGAUACCUGAUGCAACUCUCUUCAUCUUACAUAAGGUGUAUUUUGUUUUUUAUUGAUGGUGAUUAACUGAAGGAUUGCCUAUCCAUGACUUCCAAAACACGGAGAAGGAAAGAAUUUCAUUACACAACUGCAAUAUUCAUUCCGUUGUUUAGCCAUUGAUGCAUAAAACUCCUAAUGGGUGGUGUCAGUGUGAAUAUGCUUUCUGAGUACUGUUAGGUAAGUGCAAUUAAGCUUUUGUUUAAUAUAUAAAGAUAUUUUUACCUUAAGAUUAAGAUAUUGUGCUAUUGCAAUUAAUGCAUGAUGUGCUAAAGAGUAGCAACACUGAUAUAAAAAAAAUUAUGCAGCUACUUCCAAUAGUAUUGUAGUGGUUCUAAGUUAAUAUUUAUAUUGUUCAGAUGACAGGUUUUAUACCAAAAUAAGAUGCAGUUGUGAUUUCUAUGAUAUUAGCUGGACUACUUUGAUAAUUUAACUGUACAUGCUAUUUAUGAUUUUCAGGUACAUGCCUGUAACAGAGUCCAUUCUGCACAAAUGCAGCACACUCUUUGUGUGUUUUCUUCUAUAAUAAAGAUUAUAUUUACAAUUAUGUAUAUAAUAUAAACCAUUCCAAAUGGGGAUUUGCUUGCCUGCAAAGUUGCUUGCAUGCUGUUUGCCAUCGAUUGUGCUUUGUUAGUGGCUCCACCGGGUAAAUGGAAUAUUUGAAAGUAUAGUGGAACGUUAGAAGCUCAGGUGCCAUUUCCUCACCUCUUCUGAAUGAUGUCAUGCAUACAUGCUGAACACAACUCAACUUUUAUACACAACUUAUAAAAGACCAGAACUAAGUGCCUCUAAGUUCACCAAAUACAAAUAUUUUGAGGUUAAAGAUGUGUUUUCUCUUUUUGAAAAUGAUGGACUUUGGGUUUUUUCUUUGCUUAGACAUCAUACCGUGGAGAUCAUGGCACAAGCCGUGCAGUUAAAGUGCAAGAUUUAACGUCCCAUUUAUGCAAUGAGAAAACCUUCAGGUGAAAUGUUGAACUUAGCAGUUCUGCCUGAGGCUGACUGUGUACCCGCCCAUAAAAAAUACAGAAAUAAAAAUGAAAAACAAGCACAUAUCUGUAGAAGGGUUCGGCCCUAGGCCUGCAUGCUCAUUUGCUCUUGACAGCUGAUUUUUUAUUAAGUGUACUUUUGUAUUCUUAUUCUUUUGCAGAGUAUGUUUAGGUUUACACUGUAAACCCUACUGUUGUAAUUAGUAGAAAAAUUUAAUUGUCUUAAUUAAACAUUAUUUGAAAUGUCAA